AUGGCAAAUAGAGUGUCGAACGAUCAGCUCGAAGACCUAUUGAAGUUUCUUGGCCAACAUCCCGCUUUAGCCAAAGGAGCUGGUCUUGGAGCAAGAUACAAAGAAACUGUCGAUAAACUGUGGGAUAUUCUUGCUACAAAGCUGAAUGCUCAUGAAUCUGGGUCAUCGAAAUCCGGUGAACGGUGGAAAAAGUACUGGGCUGAUCUCAAACACAAAAGUAAGUGUCGACUUACAAAACGGAGGCAAGGUUCUUCAGCAACUGGUGGUGGUCCAAGUAGCCAAGAUGAUUUAUCGGAGACUGACAAAAAAAUCUUGUCCAUCAUUGGAAAGCAAGCUGUAUUUGGUGACGGUGAGCACAGAGUUCCUAUAUUAACCACUGAACCUGACAUUGAAACAGUUCAAUUUCCUGAUACUGUAAAGUCACCUUCAACAAGAGGGCAAACAUGUAGGAUUUAUCAGUCUAAAGUCGAUCCGGAAUGGGUCAUGAAACAAGAGGAGAAAAGGGUUGAGGCUGAAAAAAAGCUUGCCGAUGCUGCAAUGGUGAUGGCAGAGGCAUCUCGCAUGCAAGCUGAAGUAGCCCGCACACAAGCUCACAUAACUGGCACACUCGUAGAGCUUGUGCAAAGGCAAAGCGAAGACUUACGUGCCUUGCUUGAAGCACGGCGACUACCAGAACUCUAA
Messenger RNA from Parnassius mnemosyne (clouded apollo), 681 nucleotides. Lineage: Eukaryota; Metazoa; Arthropoda; Insecta; Lepidoptera; Papilionidae. The record is from the annotation of a GenBank genome assembly.